AUCAGUCUCUUGUUCGCUCUUCUCAGCAGCAAUCAAAGCAAAUAAUUAUACACAAAUAAAUGUACUUUCUAAACACUGUGGUUAUCCUUUUGGUGUCAGUUUACGUUGUCACUGCCCGGCCGGCUGAAUCACCCGUCACACCCAACACCACCACCGGCCAGAAAAAUGUGAACACCUAUCCUAACAGACCGGAGCAGACCGCUGGUUAUUCCAACCCGAUUGCCACUGGAUCUUAUCCGGCCGGAAACAACAACGGUCCAUCCUACGACAACACAAUCCCAGUAGAUGAGCUUAAUUUUCCAGGAGCUGACGCACACCGAGCUCUCGCUUCCAUGUUCAAUAUGAAUAUCCCCACCAGUGGCGGAUUCGUUGGAAAUCCAGUUCAGAAACAAAUGUCUGGAUUCGCCCCCACCGGAUACGCAUCAGGUGGGAUCUCCGCCUCUGCUUCAGCAGUCUCUAUUUCAUCCCAAUAAAUGUGCAAAUUUCUAUGUAUCCAUACCCUCACAGAACUUAUUAAAAUAUGCCUGAUUUGUACAAACUGCUAAACAAUAUUUCUUAAAAUAA
This is a messenger RNA of Daphnia pulicaria, 564 nucleotides long. RefSeq lists its product as uncharacterized. The coding region runs from base 60 to 473 and encodes 137 amino acids. Lineage: Eukaryota; Metazoa; Arthropoda; Branchiopoda; Diplostraca; Daphniidae. The record is from RefSeq and is a predicted model, not a curated record. The transcript is spliced from 2 exons.